Messenger RNA from Rangifer tarandus platyrhynchus (Svalbard reindeer), 489 nucleotides. The record is from the annotation of a GenBank genome assembly. Lineage: Eukaryota; Metazoa; Chordata; Mammalia; Artiodactyla; Cervidae.
AUGCGUGACUUCACAAAGAUAAUUUUGACUUUUCUUUUGAAGAUAAUGUUUGUGUCAAUUUUGUAUUUGACUCUAUCUGGAUUCCAGCACUUUCUUAUCAAUUAUGACUCCUUUAUUUCUAGGACUAUUUAUUUGUUUAUUAGCCACUUUUCAGUGUCAUUCCUCCCUCCAGCUCCCUCUGUGGCUUUACAAAGGGAUGUGUCAGGAAGCGGAUGCUUAGCAGGGAACCUGUGUGUGUCUGGACAGUGUGAGUCUGAAUUAGCCCUCAGGUCUGUUACAGACAGCACAGCAAACAGCAGAGUCGGUUCAGCAUUGGCUGCUCACGUUUCAUCUGAUGCGAAUCAGCCUGACUCUCUGAGGCAUGAAGUUUUCUGUCAACUGCUGCUUUGGUUGUUUUGUAAGGAUUUUAUGGACUUCUGUCAGUUCUGGAAAUUUGCAUUCAUUCUUUUAGCUGCAUUCAUUUUUAAUGACCUAAGUGCUUGUCUCUAA